AUGCGUGUCCCCUCCCUCUUCCUUUUGCCCGUUCUGGCCGUCACCAUCUCGGCAAGCGCCAUACGGCGAGGCAACGGGCGAUUCCCAGUUCUGCCGGCGAAGAGACAAACCCAAGUCGACAAGGCGACCAUCCCUGUUUUUGACUUCCAUCCCGGAUCGACGGUUCCCGUGGCUGGCACAACGUCAGCCGCAGCCUCGUCGAAGCCUGCCGCCUCGUCGAAUCCUGUCGCUUCAUCAACGGCUGUAGCUCCGACUGAUCCCGCAUCUGAUACCGGUACCAUCCCGGCUUUCGUGAGUUGA
This is a messenger RNA of Anthostomella pinea, 300 nucleotides long. The record is from the annotation of a GenBank genome assembly. Lineage: Eukaryota; Fungi; Ascomycota; Sordariomycetes; Xylariales; Xylariaceae.